UGGAGGGAAUCCCUCUGAGCUGGCGUCGGCUCCGCGCUGCGAAUCGGCCGCUGCCAAAUGCGCGGCUUGGUCCGUGCGUUCAGGGUGUGAGCACGUGCGCGGUCACACGCACACGUGGCAGAGAGCCCUGCACGUCCCAGCCAGCGCACCCCAGCAAGAGCGCCGCGCGGACCAUCUACCCGGCAGACGAGCGACACCGCCAGGGCGCUGCGCGCGUGUAGACGUAGAGGGGUAGCGGGGGGGGAGUCCGUGCGGAGUGUGUGGGGUGGGAGGGUCGCGUUCCCCAUGCGCCUCCACGCGGCGCCGUCCCGCCUGGGCGCGCGUCCCCGCGGUCCCGAGCCCGUGUCGUGGUCGCGGGACGAGCGCGUGAGCGUGAGCACGGAGCGCGGUGUCCGCGUCGCCGAGAUCCUCCUGCUGGGCGCGGGCGGUGGCGGGGGGGAGGAGGGGGGGGAGGAGGCGCCCGGGGCGGGCGACCCGCGGCCUCGACUCCGCGUCACCGCGCUGCAGAUCCCCUCCGCCACCUCCGCGGUGUCCGUGGGGCCGCAGCAGCAGCAGGAGGAGGAGGAGGCGGCGGCGGCGCACGCCCACCUGGAGGAGGCCGGCGAGGAGGGGACGCUGGGAGCCGCAGAUCGCCACGAGUUCGCGCUGCACCGCGGCUUCACACGCACGCACGGCGCCAACGUGCCGCUGCGCGGUGGCUGCGUGUGUGCACGCUGGAGCCCCGUGGGGUGCGACGUUCGUGGGCGCUCUAUGCUCGUGUGCCUCUCCUCGGAGGGCUUCGUCUCGCUGUGGGUGUGGGCCGAGCGGGACGUCCACACCUGGUCGUGCCUCGCCGACCUCACCCAAAUGUACAGAGACAUUUUAAAGAAGGAAAAUUACCACGCAGCUGACGGGGCCUCCCUCAAAGACUUUGACGAAUUCAAGCGGAGGAGCCAGAUGCAGGCGCCCGUGAGCGUGGAGUGGUCACGCAUGUUCACGACGACGCGCGUCAGAGACAAGUCGGGCGCUUGCGAGGAGAUUCACUUUGCCCUCCUCGCCGUGAUGAUGGCCAGCGGCCACAUCGUCGUUUGGCAGGUGUUGGUGCCGGCCAGCACGAGUGCCCACGUGGUGUUGGGCUCGGUGCUGGAGUCGGGCCUGGCAAGCCCCCGCUCGCUCAGCUGGUGGGCCUGCCACGUGGGCUCGCAGAACAUCAACGGACUUGUCGUGGGAGACUCCAUGGGGCAAGUGCGCCUCCUGCCGGUCAAUCUCUCUGCUGUCAAGGGCUACUUCACACUGCGGCAGCCAGUGACCCUGUGGUCAAGCCAGGACGGCCUGUCUGUGAACUUCAUCCGCACACUUGACAUGGUGCCCUCGGGCGACACGAGCGUGCACGGAGCAAAGCUCCCCUCCUCGCAGGGCUCGGGCGCGCCGGCCGCUCAGCAUGCCGGGGGCACCGGCGUCACCGAACAAGCCGGCGCACCCGGUGGGCCUCCGCAGGCGGACCCCGCGCGGCCAGCGACCGCCCCCAAGGCCGUCGCCAAGACCGCCUCCAAGGCCGCCCCCAAGGCCGGUUCCCACGCCCGGGCGAGCCCCCACACGGGCGCGCUGCCCUCGUCGACGUCGCAGUGCGGCCGCACGAGCGUGGUGCUCGCUGCCCGCGGGCCUCACCUGCUGGCAUGCGUGGUGUGCGUGAGCGGGGGAGGAAUGAGCGUGCAGACAGCGCACGUCACGGGCCUGCACCCGCAGCCAAUCUGCGGCAUGGCCGCCGUCUGCUCGAACCGUUGGGGCGACGGGGACGGCGGAGGCGGCGACGGGGGGAUGGUUUACACCGCCUCUGCCGAUGGCUCCCUGUGCUGCGUGUGGCCCGUGCUGUGCAGCAGUGGUGGCGAGGGCGAUGUCAGCGUCAGCAUCCCCGCCGUCGCGGGGCAGAGACGAUGGGUGCGCUUCGAGAGGCGCAUCAUGAGGCUUCCGGGCCCCCUCGGCCGCGCGCGCAUCCGCGGCCUCGCGGCAUCACCCAACGGAGCCUUCCUCGCCGUGCUCACCACGGAGGGGCUGUCCGGUGGGGACAGCGAGGAGGAGGAGGUGGCGUCGGGCCAGGAGUGCAAAGCGGGGCGAGACGAAUCUGCUGAGAAACAACGGACUCGGGGAGACGGCGAGGAUCUGGGCUUCGGAGACGCCUGCGAGCGAGACCCGGCCACGAAGCCGGCGUGCCACCGCAAAACACCGAACCGAGAUGGUGGCCACGCGGACGGUGACUUCCCCGUCACUCUUGGCCUCCACCCUCCGCAAAGGACGUACUCGCUCGCGUUCGUCUCGCUCGUCAACCCGGACGAGGCCUUCAGGCGCUUGGUCUCCGUCCCGCCGCCCGACUCGCCCUCUUUGUCCGCUUGCGGCCUGGCGUUUUUGCGGGCCGACCUGCUGGAGGUGCUGCGCUCGCACUCGCUCGACGUCGGAGGCCGGGUGCCUGCCCCCAUGCUGGCCGAGUUGGACCGCCUGACGGAGGCGAAGGAGAGUGGCGUGCGCUCGCGGGACCGGGGCCGCUGGGCCGCCUACCUCACGCGCGUCAGGCUCUAUCUGCUGCGCUUUGCCAUUCACGCCCGGGGGAGGCCGCGGUCACGCUGGCCGCCGGUAGGGGCGGAGGCCUUCGCUCGGCCUCGUCCAGCCACGGGAACCGGUCCAGACGGGGCCGGCAACGGCGUCGUGUCCGGCGUCAAAGAUGAGAGUGUGGACGGCAUCAAAGACGAGGAGGACGAUGACGACGAUGACGAUGGCGGUAGUAACGCAGGUGGGGAAUUUAACACUGCAGACGCCACAAGAAUGAAGAGCACGGAAGCUGUCAGUGAAGGUGCUGAGCACGAGACGGAAGACGACUGGCUUCUGGCCGAGAUCCGGCGCAGGGAGAGGGUGCUGGCCCGGGGAGCGGCGUGCCGUGUCCUUGAGAGGGCCUUCCUGUGCACGCGCUUUGACCUGCACCUGCACCUGCCAGCGCGCGGCCUGCUGAGCUUCAUCACCAGUGGGGACACGAGCGCGCACGCCACCGAUGCACAGGUGCUGGCUGCGAACAUCCUGAAGAAGAUCGGCAAGCAGGACAUCCAGGAGAAGUGCGUGCUGUGUGCCGCGGUCAUCCCCUUCGUGUCGCACGCCAAAGCAACCUGCGCCAAUGGACAUCAGUGGCUCAGGUGCGCGGUGACAUUCGCAGCUUGCCAGACGUGGCGGUACCGGCGGUGCAUCCUCCACGACAGCGUGGCGGCCUUCCCCAAGGCCACGGAUCCCGAGUGGAUGAAGCAGCACCUGGACAGCCCGUGCAUCUACUGUGACUCACCGUACCUGUGAGGUGCCACGUUUACAAAACCGUGCAACCUCUGGGCCCAGUUCCGCGUUACUCCCCCGCCCCCCGCGUCUCACAUCACAUUGUCUUUAACAGGGCUGCGCUUUACAGCCCCAGCUCUAAUGCCAUUGCGCGGGUCAUCGAUUGCCCCCUCUGAUGAUCGGUUCCUAUUUCUCGACCGAUCGGACAGCAAUAAAAUAACUUUUAAAAGUUU
Messenger RNA from Petromyzon marinus (sea lamprey), 3521 nucleotides. It is a transcript of the gene GTF3C4, whose product is annotated as general transcription factor IIIC subunit 4. Gene Ontology annotation, biological process: transcription initiation at RNA polymerase III promoter. The record is from RefSeq and is a predicted model, not a curated record. NCBI's taxonomy places the organism in Eukaryota, Metazoa, Chordata, Hyperoartia, Petromyzontiformes, Petromyzontidae. Gene Ontology annotation, cellular component: transcription factor TFIIIC complex. Gene Ontology annotation, molecular function: histone acetyltransferase activity.